UCAUAGAUAUAAAUAGAUAUAUAUAAAUAUAUCCAAGAUCUAGUAUGUCUAUGUUAAGAAACCUUUCAGUACAACUAGUACGCUCUGCUCCUAGAGUUAUGGCAGUUAGACCAGUUCUUGCUGCCCCUAGCUUCAUAAGAUUUAAGUCUGAUUCGACUAUUCCUAUUACAACUGAAAAAGAUAUAAGUUUAACAGCUCAAAUAUAUCCUAUAGAUAAAGAAACUAUAACAGAAGAAGAUGUUGAUGAAUGGUUAGGUUCAUUAAAGACAUUGAAAAGUGGUAAAUCAGUUCCAGAAAGUCCAACUGAAGCAUAUCUUUCACAUUUAUCUAAUCCAGCUCCAUUUUUAAAAGAGAAAUUUGAGCCAACUGAAGAACAAUUAGCUGAAGUUGAAGCAUAUUCUAAUACUAGUAUUCCAAUCUUAACUGAUCCAACCGUUGAAAAUUUAAUAAAUCUUAUAAUGAGACAUGGGAAAAAAGCUAAAGCUCAAAAGAUAGUAUCAAGAGCUCUAUAUAUAAUACAUUUGAAGAUUAGAAAGGAUCCAGUUGAAAUAUUAAAAGAAACUUUAGAUAAAUUAGGACCUUUAGUAACAACCAAGAGUUUUAAAACCGGUACUGCCAAAAGUAGAAUUGUACCAAUUCCUUUAAAUAGACGUCAAAGAAAUAGAUUAGCCAUUACUUGGAUUUUAGAAGGUUCUAGUAAAAAGAAAUCUAAUGAUUUAGCCGUUAGAUUAGCUGAAGAAAUCAUUAGUGCUUAUGAAGGUAAAUCAUCCGGUUAUGAUAAAAAGGCUAAUAUGCAUAAAACUGCCAUGCAACAAAGAGCUUAUAUUCAACUUUAGAUAUUACCCAUAUCUAUCAUAUAGUCAUUAAUUAAAAAUCUUGUAUAUAUAUAAAAACUCAAACAUUUUUGUAGAUGUUCCAGCGCACACCAAAGAAAAAACAAUGGUGGAAUGGGCGCCAAAUUUUAGUUGCAAUAAAUUUGUCUACUGUAUAGGUAAAAAUUAUAUGGGUAGAUCUUUACGGUUGAAUCAUUGACGAUUAUUUACUUGAAGAUGAACUUUUUACAGCAUGCCAUUCAUGAG
Molecule: messenger RNA, 1079 nt
Organism: Scheffersomyces amazonensis
Lineage: Eukaryota; Fungi; Ascomycota; Pichiomycetes; Serinales; Debaryomycetaceae
Product: mitochondrial 37S ribosomal protein uS7m
Exons: 1
Coding region: 45-836 (263 amino acids)
Biological process (GO): translation; ribosomal small subunit assembly
Cellular component (GO): ribosome; mitochondrial small ribosomal subunit
Molecular function (GO): mRNA binding; structural constituent of ribosome; rRNA binding
Source: RefSeq, a predicted model, not a curated record